GCUGGUGGACGCGGACACCGCGGACGAGUGGGUCUGCGUGCCGGCCGCGGAGCUGCAGGAGCGGCUCGAGUCGCAGCGGGUGCGGCAGAAGGUGCCGCAGCCCGCCGCGACUGGCUCGUCUACGACCUGGAGGAGGUUCACGCCCACUGGGGCGAGAUCGCCCGUUCGCUCCGCGCGCUGGGGCUGCUGCAGCCGGACUCUUCUGCCGCAG
Prorocentrum cordatum is the source of this 211-nucleotide messenger RNA. Lineage: Eukaryota; Dinophyceae; Prorocentrales; Prorocentraceae. The record is from the annotation of a GenBank genome assembly.